AUGUCUGAGCACAAAACUAGUCUUAUGUCAGACCAGUUAUCGAAACCAACUUCAGUUUUUGGUUUAAGAUUGUGGGUUGUUCUUGGUGUCUGUGUAGGGACAACCAUUGUGUUGCUACUUUUCUUUAUCACUCUCUGGCUUGCUUCCAAGUCCAAAAAGAGUACAAACAAUGAACCCAAAAUCCCUAUUGUAUCUAAAAAGAUUCAAGAAAUCAGAAUAGACCAAUCCAUUAAGCCUAAUUGGGCACAAAUGCAAACCCACCAAUUUCAAGACCAGGAAAUGAUUACUAGAAAGGAAAGGGGAGAUUUUUUGUUGCUUAUACCACCAGAAGAGGAGAGUCCAGUGAAGUAUCAUGGGAUUCAGAUUGACAUUGGUAAAGGGCAUUUGAUUUCUUAUCUGGGUUCUUCUAGGGAAGCACCACGUGGCGGUGGCGGUGGCAAUGGUGGUGGUGGGGACUAG
This is a messenger RNA of Populus trichocarpa (black cottonwood), 459 nucleotides long. RefSeq lists its product as uncharacterized. The record is from RefSeq and is a predicted model, not a curated record. NCBI's taxonomy places the organism in Eukaryota, Viridiplantae, Streptophyta, Magnoliopsida, Malpighiales, Salicaceae. The transcript has a single exon. The coding region runs from base 1 to 459 and encodes 152 amino acids.